This is a messenger RNA of Ictalurus punctatus (channel catfish), 1076 nucleotides long. RefSeq names its product cornifelin homolog. The coding region runs from base 62 to 445 and encodes 127 amino acids. Lineage: Eukaryota; Metazoa; Chordata; Actinopteri; Siluriformes; Ictaluridae. The record is from RefSeq and is a predicted model, not a curated record. The transcript is spliced from 4 exons.
AGUGGCCCAGUCAACAAUCACCUUUCAGUCCUCUCCUGGGGUUCAUCUCACAGUCUUCAGUAUGGCUACCAAGAUGGUCAUCCAGCAGCCAAGGCCAAUUGCAGUGACAGCUGCCUCGGACCAGUGGACCACCAGCAUCUGCGAGUGUGAUAGCGUCAACGAAUGCUGUUUCUCGGUGUGGUGCUUUCCUUGCUUCGCCUGCAUCGUAGCUCGAGACCAUGGACAAUGUCUCUGCCUCCCUCUGCUGGAUAUGUUCGGCCUCAUCCCACCGGCCACACUAUCCAUGAGGGUGGCAACACGCAAACGCUAUGGGAUUACGGACACUAUUUGCAACGACUGCGUGUAUGCUUUCUUCUGUGGCCCGUGCAGCUGGUGUCAAAUCAGGAGGGAGUUGAAGGCCAGACUUCAUCCUGUUACCCUGCUGAACAACAGGCCAAUGGGCUAAAGACCCACAUCAUCAUCAUCAUCUCAUCAUUAUCCUUACUGUCAUCAUUACCAUCAUCAGCAAGUGAAGUCCGCAUCUCUACCUAGCAACACAUAUGCCUUGUUCCACAACUAAUCAUGAAUGUUUGUGUAUCCUGGUGAAAUCUAGAGUCUCAAAUACCACUCCCUCCCAUACAAACUGAACCAAAAGUUCAGUUUAUUUUCUUUCAGUCAGAUAAGAGAGUGGCAUGCUGUCUAAUCACUGUUUGGCAUCAGCUCCAGGAGUGAUGAGGAAUGCAGCUCACAUAUAAUAGAUCAGAUAACAACUUUCUCCAUGUAUAGAAAUGUUACAUGUUAAUGCAUUUAUUACAGCGAUGUUUAAAAAGGCUAUUACAAAAUUCAGUUGAAGACUACUUUAAAUAUGGUACAUUUCACUAGGAUUUUAUUCUUAAUAUUUUUUUUUAAAUGUAAUGAUGAUUACAUACUUACCAUACUUACUAUACUGUUAUCACAUACACGUACUCAUAUUUUAAGGCAUGUCUGCCUCACUCUCAUCACUGAAAGCAUGUAAGGAAAUAAUAACAGAAUUGUGUGUAUAAAGAUUCAAAUGAAGUUGUGCUUCAAUUGAUGUAAAUGUGUGCUUUUGAAGUAAU